Molecule: messenger RNA, 2860 nt
Organism: Phoenix dactylifera (date palm)
Lineage: Eukaryota; Viridiplantae; Streptophyta; Magnoliopsida; Arecales; Arecaceae
Product: G-type lectin S-receptor-like serine/threonine-protein kinase LECRK3
Biological process (GO): protein phosphorylation
Molecular function (GO): ATP binding; protein serine/threonine kinase activity
Source: RefSeq, a predicted model, not a curated record
UUUUCUGUCUCUGAUGUUAUACCAUGAACGAAUGGCUACCAUUUACUCUCUCUUGGGGACAUCUACGACUAUUCCGCGAUGCUUUCAGGGUGCUACAUUUUUCCAAGAUUCCUUCCUCCAAUAACUGAGCCAGCUACAGCCAGGUUAACAAUCUCCACUGGAGAAAAAUCCUACAACCAAAUCCCACUCGCUGGUAUGGCGCCCUCUUCUCUGUUCCACCAUUUCCUACCACCUCUCCUCCUGCUUCAAGCUUUAAUCAGCCCUUCAGAUGCUCAGGCUUACCACAACAUAAGCUUGGGCUCCUCCCUGACUCCCCUAGGCGAAAACAGCUCGUGGCUCUCGCCUUCCGGCGAGUUCGCCUUUGGAUUUUAUCCCCUCGAAACCGAUAGCAGCCUCUUCCUGCUUGCCAUCUGGUUCGUGAAGACAGCAAACAAAACCGUAGUUUGGUACGCGAACGGAGACAAACUGGUGCAAGACGGAGCCGUAGUGCAGCUGACCACCGACGGGGAUCUCUCGCUCAAAGACCACAACGGCCAGGACGUGUGGGACGCUGACAUCAGCAAUGCCUCCUACGCUGCCAUGCUCGAUACUGGAAACUUCGUGCUUGCAAGCGCUGAUGCAUCCGUUAGUUGGCAGAGCUUUGACAGUCCCUCGGAUACCAUCUUGCCCUCCCAAGUAUUGAAUCUGGGCACCGAUCUGCGAGCCCGCAUGAUGGACACGGAUUACUCCAGUGGAAGGUUCAAGCUCAGCGUCCAAGCUGACGGUAAUCUAGUGUUUUAUCCCGUGGCCGUCCCGUCUGGAUUUCAAUACGAUCCUUACUGGGCCAGCAACAGUGUUGGAAACGGCACACGGCUCGUCUUCGACGAGCUGGGUACCAUUUACUUGGACCUAAAUAACGGGACUCGAUUCAAUUUUACAUCUGCGCCAAUAGCUUCAAUGGGUGAUUUCUAUCACAGGGCAACCCUCGACUCUGAUGGGGUCUUCAGGCAGUACGUCUAUCCAAAGAAUGGGAUGCGGGAUGGAAGCUGGAACGAAGGCUGGAAUCUGGUGGAUUUCCAGCCUCCAGAUAUCUGCCAAGCGAUAAGGACGGCGAGCGGGAGUGGGGUUUGCGGCUUCAAUAGCUACUGCACAUUUGGCAACCAAAGCGUCGACUGCGAGUGUCCACCCGGGUAUUCCUUUUUGGAUCCAAAUAGGAAGUACAAAGGGUGUCAAGCAAAUUUUCCAGCACAAAGAUGUGACGCAGAUGAGAAGGAGAUAGAGUCACUGUAUGAUUUCUCAGUGAAGAUCGACGUCGACUGGCCUUUAUCUGAUUACGAGCACUUCAACCCCGUAGAUGAGGACCAAUGUAGAAAAGAAUGCUUAAGCGACUGCUUCUGUGCAGUUGCUAUCUAUAAUAAUGGGGAUUGUUGGAAGAAGAAGCUCCCGCUUUCCAACGGGAAGAUGGGCGCUUACGUUGAGAGAAGGGCUCUCAUCAAAGUAGCCAAAGGUAAUAACUCCCAGCCUCCAUCUCCGUCUCCAGUCAUAGUGAAGAAAGACAGAGGGGCUUGGAUUUUGGUUGGAUCGCUGCUUCUAGGAAGCUCUGCUGUUGUGAAUUUUGUCCUCAUCACUGCAAUACUUUUCGUGAGCUUUUGUUCUCACAACAAAGUGAAGCGGAAGCUUCAGCCUGGCUCGAACAUGGCAGCGCUGAGCCUUCGCUUAUUUACAUACAGUGAGCUUGAAGAAGCCACAAAUGGAUUCAGCGAAGAACUGGGUAGCGGUGCUUUCAGCAGAGUCUACAAGGGUUACUUCGAUGAUGGACCCACAACCUGUGUUGCGGUUAAGAAACUUGAUAACCUUUUGCCAGACAUGGACAAGGAAUUUAUGAACGAAGUCGGAAGCAUCGGCCGGACCUACCACAAGAACCUAGUCCGACUGCAUGGAUUCUGCAACGAGGGGAAUGAACGGCUUCUGGUAUAUGAAUUCAUGAAAAAUGGCUCACUGAGGGAAUUCCUCUUUGGAAGCGUCAGGCCAAACUGGAACCUGCGAGUCCAGAUAGCUCUGGGGAUUGCAAGAGGCCUCCUGUACUUGCACGAAGAGUGCAGCAACCAAAUCAUCCAUUGUGACAUAAAGCCUCAGAACAUACUCUUGGACGACAAUUUAGUUGCAAGGAUAUCUGAUUUUGGACUGGCAAAGCUCCUGAGGACAGACCAGACUCGAACAAACACCGCCAUCAGAGGGACCAGAGGGUAUGUUGCGCCAGAGUGGUUCAAGAACAUAGGGAUCACAGCAAAGGUGGAUGUGUACAGUUUUGGAGUUAUGUUGCUGGAGAUCGUGUGCUGCAGGAAGUGCGUGGAACAAGAGGUGGGGAACGAGGAGCGACUGAUACUCACAUACUGGGUUAGCGAUUGCUACAGAGAUGGGAUGUUGGAAUUAGUGGUGGAAGGUGAUGAAGAGGCAGCCUUUGACAUGAAGAGGGUGGAGAGAUUUGUGAAGGUGGCCCUUUGGUGUAUCCAGGAGGAGCCAUCAAUGAGACCUACAAUGCAAAAGGUGACUCAGAUGCUGGACGGAGCAACCUCAAUCCCAGAGCCCCCUGAUCCUUCCUCCUACAUGAGUUCAAUCCAGUGAAAUCAUGUGCUUUUCUUGAGAAUCUGAAAUCAUGUACUUGCUACUACGAUAUGUCUCAUGUUUGUUGUUAACCUAUGUCCUGCUUCUGCAAAAAAUAAUGGCAUUCUCUAGCCAACCUUGAUCUUUGUGUAAAUCUAUUUUGUCAAUCCAUGGGUUAGCAAGUGUAUCGAUUUUAAAACUCCUAGAGAGUGUUUCUUUUUGCUCUCACUCUUCAUGUAGUUAGCUUGUGCAUCAAAUAACAGGGAUUUUGAUAGUA